CGCCGCCGGCGCAGCACUGAAAUAGCUAUUGUGCAUGGAAAAAUGGAUAUCUUCAUCGCGUAGCGUCCGCCGCUUAGGGGCGCGAUUCCCGUGCCGUCUCCAUAAUGGCGGAUAGAAAUUAUGUAAGAAUCGUGCGUUAUUGUUUCGCUCGGGAUUGAUUCCGCGUUAGGGCCAGCCCGUCUAUUGUUUCGGUCGAUAAAACGCGUGUGACGGUGCCUUCUCGGUUCUUGGGAGUGUCUCCGGAUACCGGUCGAUUAACACGCCGCGGUUCAUGUAGAAGUGACCGACGAUCAAACCUAACCAUUUAAACGCCUUAUAUGGAUCAGAGCGAGUGCAGAGCGCGUGCUUCGCCGCGUAUUAAAACACAUGAACAUCUCGAAUAUAGGUAAUAGCGCAACAGGGACGGACAAGAACCAGCCAAUCGUAUUCCUAAUUCGCCUAACAGUCUAUCGGACUUCCUAGGAGGACAUUUGGGUGCUUUAUUUGUAAUGGACUUGCCUUAAAUUUAUUUAUCAAAAUGUGUUUUGCUGUAUAGUUAACACUGCCAUUAAGCGUAGGUGUCUUAGGAAUUGAAAUAAUUAAGAGUUGGACCGUGGGGUGUGUUUCUGUGAGGUUGGUUUGUGUGAUGCGCCGGCGGCAGCGGCGACGCAUCGGAGGGGUACCAGAGAUACAGCAUUAUACGCUGGUCUGACGAAACCGACAAGGUCGCCACCUGCAGCAUAAUAGGGAGCCAUACGCCUCGGCGGAAAGACGGGUGCGACACGCACUCGUGAUCUAGUGGGUGGUCGGGCGUGGUGCGGGCGGCGGCCGCGAGCCCGGCACCAUGGCUACGGUAGAGGGGCGGCCGGCGCAAUAUGGCGUCACCCUUCGGCAGCUGCGCGAGCUGAUGGAAACUCGCGGAGCCGAGGGGCUAGCCAAGAUCAACGCGCUCGGCGGACCUCAGGAUUUGUGCAAAAAGCUCUACACAUCGCCCACAGAUGGUCUUAGCGGGUCGAAAGCUGACCUGCAACACAGGCGCGAAGUGUUCGGGUCGAACCUGAUCCCGCCGAAACCUCCCAAAACCUUCCUAACCCUUGUCUGGGAGGCGUUGCAGGACGUUACCCUUAUUAUAUUGGAAGUAGCUGCCGUGGUUUCGCUAGGGUUGAGUUUUUACAAACCGUCCGAAGACGAGAGCGAUAUUGACGACCCUGGACAUCUGGAUGAAGAAGAAGGUCAUUACCAAUGGAUCGAAGGUCUGGCGAUCUUAAUAUCUGUCAUAGUAGUCGUCAUAGUCACAGCGUUCAAUGAUUACACGAAAGAGAGGCAAUUUCGAGGGCUCCAAUCACGGAUAGAAGGUGAACAUAAGUUCGCAGUGAUCAGAAGUGGCGAGGUUAAUCAGGUGCCGAUAAGCGAAAUAGUCGUGGGUGACAUCUGUCAGAUCAAGUACGGCGACCUUCUGCCCGCUGACGGCUUACUGCUGCAGAGCAACGAUCUUAAGAUUGACGAGUCUUCGCUGACGGGUGAAUCGGACCAUGUUAAGAAGGGAGAAUCAUUUGAUCCCAUGGUGCUAUCCGGUACUCACGUUAUGGAGGGCUCCGGUAAAAUGCUCGUCACGGCGGUCGGUGUCAAUUCGCAGGCGGGUAUCAUCUUCACACUGUUGGGCGCGGCGGUCGACAAGCAGGAGAAAGAGAUCAAACAGAUGAAGAAAGAAGCUAAAAAGCAGCAGCGGAAAUCACAACGCAAGAGCAUCACAGGUGAUGACGACCUACCAGCAUCGGGCAACAGUCACGGUAACCACGCGAGACCAGACGACAACCACGUGCCUGCUCCGGCGGCGGAUAAGCCCGCUCCGGAGUCGCAUAAGAAGGAGAAGUCGGUGUUGCAGGCCAAGCUAACCAAACUAGCCAUUCAGAUCGGUUACGCCGGUUCAACGAUCGCGGUGCUAACAGUAAUCAUCCUAGUCAUCCAAUUCUGCGUACAAACCUUCGCGUUAGAAAAAAAGGAAUGGAAAGCGACUUACAUCAACAACCUCGUGAAGCAUCUUAUCAUCGGUGUGACUGUACUGGUGGUGGCGGUGCCGGAAGGUCUACCAUUGGCUGUGACUCUAUCCUUGGCUUAUUCUGUUAAGAAAAUGAUGAAAGACAACAAUUUGGUACGGCAUUUAGACGCUUGUGAAACUAUGGGUAACGCGACCGCCAUCUGCUCCGACAAGACUGGUACUCUCACCACUAACCGUAUGACGGUCGUACAGUCGUACAUCUGCGAGAGGCUCUGCAAAGUCACGCCCAACUACAGGGAUAUACCGCAAGAAGUUGCGGAAACGAUGAUCGAAGGUAUAGCUGUAAACAGCGCGUUCACCUCUAGGAUUAUGCCGUCGCAAGACCCGACCGGGCCUCCGAUGCAAGUGGGCAACAAGACGGAGUGCGCGCUGCUCGGGUUCGUGGUGGCGCUGGGCCAGAGCUACGAGGCCGUCCGCGAGCGCCACACCGAGGAGUCCUUCACGCGCGUCUACACCUUCAACUCCGUGCGCAAGAGCAUGUCCACCGUCAUCCCCUACAAGGGCGGCUACCGCCUCUACACUAAGGGUGCCUCGGAGAUCGUUUUGAAGAAAUGUGCAUUCGUAUACGGCCAUGAAGGCAGGCUAGAGAAGUUCACUCGCGACAUGCAAGAUCGGCUCGUGAAGCAGGUCAUCGAACCCAUGGCUUGCGACGGUCUCAGGACCAUCUCAGUGGCCUACAGGGACUUCGUGCCAGGAAAGGCGGAUAUCAACCAGGUGCACAUAGACCAAGAACCGAAUUGGGACGACGAAGACAACAUCGUGAAUAACCUGACUUGCUUGUGUGUCGUCGGUAUUGAGGAUCCUGUCAGACCAGAGGUGCCAGAAGCGAUCAAGAAGUGCCAGAAGGCCGGUAUAACUGUCCGGAUGGUGACCGGAGACAACGUGAACACUGCCCGCUCCAUAGCCGUCAAGUGCGGUAUUCUGAAACCCACCGAUGAUUUCCUUAUAUUGGAAGGAAAAGAGUUUAACAAGCGGAUCCGAGAUGCUAAUGGCGAGGUUCAGCAACAUCUACUGGACAGGGUGUGGCCGAAGUUACGUGUGUUGGCUCGAUCGUCUCCCACCGACAAAUAUACACUCGUGAAGGGAAUGAUCGAGUCCAAGGCAUUCGACAAGCGGGAGGUGGUCGCCGUCACCGGGGACGGCACCAACGACGGACCCGCCUUGAAGAAGGCCGAUGUCGGCUUCGCUAUGGGUAUCGCCGGCACGGACGUGGCCAAGGAGGCGUCGGACAUCAUCCUGACGGACGACAACUUCUCGUCCAUCGUGAAGGCGGUGAUGUGGGGCCGCAACGUGUACGACUCCAUCGCCAAGUUCUUGCAGUUCCAGCUCACCGUCAACGUGGUGGCUGUCAUCGUCGCCUUCAUCGGUGCCUGCGCCAUCCAGGACAGCCCGCUCAAGGCCGUACAAAUGUUGUGGGUGAACUUAAUCAUGGACACGCUGGCGUCCCUCGCGCUGGCCACCGAGAUGCCGACACCGGACCUGUUGCAACGCAAACCCUACGGACGAACCAAGCCGCUCAUCAGCCGGACGAUGAUGAAGAACAUCCUAGGACAGGCCAUCUACCAGCUUUUCAUCAUAUUCAUGUUGCUUUUCGUAGGCGAUAAAAUGUUAAACAUCCCAUCGGGUCGUGGCCAGCAACUCAGCUCGGAACCCUCCCAACACUUCACAAUCAUAUUCAACACGUUCGUGAUGAUGACCCUCUUCAACGAAAUCAACGCGCGAAAGAUCCACGGCCAGAGAAAUGUGUUCCAGGGGCUUUUUACCAACCCCAUCUUUUACUCUAUUUGGAUCGGAACCGCUUUUUCUCAGGUGAUAAUAAUCCAGUUCGGUGGCAUGGCGUUCAGCACGGCGGCGCUCACGAUAGACCAGUGGUUGUGGUGCCUGUUCUUCGGAGCCGGCACGCUGGUGUGGGGACAGCUCGUCACCACAGUGCCCACUAGGAAGAUACCCAAGAAGCUCAGCUGGGGCCGCGGCCAGCCCGACCCGGAGACCAUUCAGCCCGGACCGGACUACGACGCCGACCUCGACAAGAAGCCGCGCGCCGGCCAGAUCCUGUGGAUACGCGGCCUCACGCGCCUGCAGACACAGGUCAUAGGUGGCGAGUUACAAGAGCGCUUGAUUCCUGUGCCCUACAGCAAGACUUCUACCGAUCAAGCUAUCCGCGUGGUGAACGCGUUCCGGCAGGGGCUGGACUCGCGCGGCUCGCUGGCGGACGCGGCGCUGGCCGAGGCGCUGCGCAAGCAGACGGCGCUGUCCAAGCGCUACUCGCACUCGUCCAGCGUGGAGUACGCGGACGCGCCGCGCGAGCAGCUGGCGCCGCACGACCUGGACGUGGAGCGCCUGUCGAGCCACAGCCACACCGAGACCGCCGUGUAACCGCCCCCGCCGCCCACGCCCGCCGCCCGCCGCCGCCCGCCGCUCCGACCGUCGCCUCGACCGUCGCCUCGACUGCCCCGUCGUGCCGACGACUACGAUCGUGUAUAGGAUGAUAUUUUUUAAAACGAGCAUGCGCGUAUUCGUUUCGACCGCGGCGGGCGCCGGCGGGCCCGCGCGGACCGACCGCUCGCCGCCGCCGGUGUUGAGCAUGAGUUAUUGUUAACUAGUGUGUUUAAUUAUUCGAUUGUUUUGAAAAUAUUUUAUUAUUAUACGCGUGCGCCGAGUCGCGCGCGUCUGUUGAACAAAUAAAAAUAUUGUCUAAUUAUUAAUUUUAGAUUUAAGCGCGAGGACGAGCGAAUGGGCGUGUGUUUUUUGAAAAUAAAAUAAAAUUUUCGCGUAGCAUCGUGUCAUCUCUUACACGGAAUGAAAUGUUUUAUAUUGCUUUUGUCAAAGACAUGUUGUGGUGCGCCUCGGGGAGGGGGCGGGUCCGCGCGGCCGCCUCGACUCAUCCUUUUGUAUAAAGUUAUUUCAUUUGUAGCGCAGCAUCAUCGUUUGUACGUACGCCGAGUGAUAUUAGCGGCGCGCUCCCCGGCCCCCGCCCCACCCGCGCGCCUUGUAUACUUAACUAAAUUAUUGAAGUAUUAGUUAAGGUGUUUGUUAUAAAUUUCAAUAACUUUUUGUUUUUACAACCUUUUCCCCUAAGUCUAAGUAUACAUUUAAGUCAUAUCUCGAAGCGUAGACGCAUCAACAGAAAAGUUUCUAUACAAGAACCGAUUUGCGCUUUCUUGUGUAAAAACCGACGUAGUCCACUUUAAACAUCUUCGAAAUGUUUAAAUAGAAAUAAACAUUAAAUUGUAUAGCUGAAGGUAUUUAUUUGUAAUGCUAGUCUCUUAUGAAACAAAAACUAAUUAUUCAAUUAUUAUAAUGUACUUAUUGAUUAUUGAUAAAUACUUCAAGUUUAUUAAACAAAAUAUAGUCUACGAUGUAAAGAAUUGGUUUUGGAUUUUUUUCUCUACGAGCAAUAGCGACGCGUCGCACCGGCCCCGUGUCGCGAACGUCGAAUAUAUAACGCGCGACCGACGAAUCACGGGACCGACGAAAUGCGUGACGACGGAACACUGACCGACGAACGCGACCGACACUGUCCCUGAGACGACAGUCCGCGGCCGACGGCGGCCGGGGCCGGCGGCGCGUCCGCGCAGACAUAGGCGACGUAGGAUCGCAGCAGUGGCAUUUUCGACUUAUAAAGUAAGACAUGUACUUAAUGGACCUAGUGACGAGUUAAACCGAGAGUCGCACGACAGCGGCCGACCGCUCGCAGCCCACUUGUUUUUAUUAGUAAUAUAUAAAAUAAUAAUAAAUGAUGAUCGAGCGACUUAGAGAAUCAGCAAUGUUCAAUUUUGUAUAGAACGUUUCAUAGUAGCGGUAUUGAGAGUUGUUACGUUUUAUUUUGUGAGGUAUGUAGGCGCGUUCCGUUGCACGUGAGCUGUGCCUCGACUAGAGCGUAGAGCGACGGACGUCGUCGCCCUCGUCUGGCCACGACGGACGGACGGACGAGUGGCGCGAUCACUACUAAACUAUUAAACAAUCUUGUAAGUAAUCAAGUAUUAGCUUCGAAUCAAUAAAGCCUUUUUAAAAAAACUUAGUUAAAAAAUGAAAACUAUUGAAACUUCACAUGUUUAAUAUUAAUAUUAGUUACGGUUUCAGUGACUAGAGAGGUCAUGGUAAAGUUUUGUGUAUAAUGUUGCUAUAUUUUCGUUGAUAUUCGUUAUGUACCACGAGUUUUCCGAUGAAAGACAUAAAAUUAGGAGUCUACUGUGUAGUAGGGCGCGGGGCUGCCCGCCUCCUACCUAACAACCGAUUGUUUUGACAUGACAGUCUGCCACUAACCAUUUUAGGUGAUAAGUCCCAUUGUUGUAUUUUUCGUCUCACAAUAAAUGAAAAUCUAUUUUAUUGUUUUUA
Vanessa atalanta (red admiral) is the source of this 6376-nucleotide messenger RNA. RefSeq names its product plasma membrane calcium-transporting ATPase 2 (gene PMCA). Gene Ontology annotation, cellular component: intracellular membrane-bounded organelle; membrane. Bases 824 to 4414 code for a protein of 1196 amino acids. The transcript is spliced from 26 exons. Gene Ontology annotation, biological process: calcium ion transmembrane transport; regulation of cytosolic calcium ion concentration. The record is from RefSeq and is a predicted model, not a curated record. NCBI's taxonomy places the organism in Eukaryota, Metazoa, Arthropoda, Insecta, Lepidoptera, Nymphalidae. Gene Ontology annotation, molecular function: P-type calcium transporter activity; ATP binding; ATP hydrolysis activity.